ACAUUUUCUUGCAUGCCCGUAAGUUAUAGCAUGACAUACUUACGGGUUCAAGAGAGGACCCAAUAUAUUUUUUUUUUUGGUUGGGUGCAAUCUGACAUCAUUGCUAAUGGGUUUAUGGCAUUCAUGCUUAAUUAAUUUGCGCAGGUUGUAAGUCACUUCUAUUUGCACGGCGUUGUGUGUAAUUGGGACUGUGCAUCUGUGUUAACUGCCAUCUUCGGUGUAGUUUGUCUUUUUAUUGGAAUAGUCCGAGGUAUUGAAGAGGUCUUUUGCUAUGUCUGGAUCAAAGAAAAGCGCGAGUUACGGUGGUGGUAAUGAGACUGGGAAGCGAAACCUUCCUUCAUGGAUGAGUUCAAGAGAGAAUGAGGUUGGUGACGAUGAGGAAAGUAAUAAGGGUGAAAACCCUAAGCAAGCUAAAGGGCGCGGUAAAGAACAUACAGGCUCCUCAAAUCUCUCCAAACUUCUGGAAGGUGUAGUGUUUGUGUUGUCAGGGUUUGUUAAUCCUGAGCGUGGUAUUUUGCGAUCACAAGCACUGGAAAUGGGAGCAGAGUAUCGGCCGGACUGGAACUCGGAUUGCACUCUCUUGGUUUGUGCAUUUCCCAACACCCCAAAGUUUAGACAAGUCGAGUCAGAUUGCGGGACUAUUGUUUCGAAGGAGUGGAUAUCUGAGUGUUAUACACAGAAGAAGCUUGUUGACAUUGAAAGCUUUCUUAUGCAUGUUGGCAAACCAUGGCGGAGAAGGGACAUUCCCAUUGAAAGCCAAGCUUUUGCAGAUCAAAAGGCAUCACCACACAAAAAACCUGAGAAGAAAGCUGAAAGAGGACGGCAUUCAAAGCCAAUUGCUCCGGUAUCCUCAGAGCAUCACCUAGCUUCCAAUACUGCCAACGAGUGUUUUUCUCCUUCUGAAGUGAAGAGGUGGGCUGUCAAUGAUUUGAAUAGAACCAUCAGAUGGCUAGAGAGUCAAGAUGAAAAGCCAGAUCCAAGAGAUAUAAGGAAAAUAGCUGCUGAAGGGAUCUUAACCUGUUUACAAGAUGUCAUUGAUUCUCUUGAACAAAAGCAGGAUAUCCAGCAUGUAACUGAGCAGUGGAACUUCAUCCCUCGUGCGGUUGAGGAGCUGGCAAGGCUUGAGGACACUGGAAAUGCGUUAGCCUCAAUCUCAAAUGAGGAGCGUUGCAGACAGGCAAAGACCUGUAAACGACUAUAUGAGGAGGAACUGAGCAAUUUGGCUGAUAAUCCUUCGACCAUGAAGAAAGGGCCAAAUACUGAUGAAAGGAAUGGGAGAAUCAAAGGCAAAAGCAAGGAUGCAGCAGAGUAUGACAGCGAUGAAACCAUCGAAAUGACAGAAGAGGAAAUAGAGCUUGCCUACAAAACUGUCUCAUCUAAGAUCCGUCAAUGAUGGCCUCAUUCCAGUUAACUUGACAAAUAAGGUGAUAUUUUUGUGUGCUCAUCAUGAAUGAAUUUUCAUGUCACCUAUAAAUCGAAGUUCUAAGCAAAAUCAACUCUCUCUCUCUCUCUCUCUCUCUCUCACGCUCUUGGCAAGCGCAUCUAUGAAGCUUAGGCAAACAUCUUGCGAGCCCAACAAAAUUAAUCUCCUAGCGGAUUGGUGGAGGGAGAGGAGGAAGGAAGUAAGGUUGAUACCAUUCCAAUACGGACAGAUUUUGCUUCCUCUCUGUCCGGUUCCUAUCCUAUCCAUGCUCCCAAUGGGUGGAUGGCAUGAAGUCUCGGCCGAGGAUGAGAGAUUUUGCCCGCACCCAUCAAUUAGCUGGGCAGACCUAUUCUCAAAAUCUCUCGUGCAAUCCAUCCAGAAAAAUAUUGCUCAGUCCAUUUUUUUUAUUUCCCACGAAAAUAAGAGAGAAAAGAUUCAACUAACUCGAUAGAACAGCAAUAAAGUAAAGAUUCAACUA
Juglans regia (Persian walnut) is the source of this 1901-nucleotide messenger RNA. RefSeq names its product DNA-repair protein XRCC1. Gene Ontology annotation, molecular function: damaged DNA binding. The record is from RefSeq and is a predicted model, not a curated record. The transcript is spliced from 8 exons. NCBI's taxonomy places the organism in Eukaryota, Viridiplantae, Streptophyta, Magnoliopsida, Fagales, Juglandaceae. Bases 272 to 1393 code for a protein of 373 amino acids. Gene Ontology annotation, biological process: double-strand break repair via nonhomologous end joining; single strand break repair; base-excision repair.